Messenger RNA from Salvelinus sp. IW2-2015, 1043 nucleotides. RefSeq names its product insulin-like growth factor-binding protein 1. Gene Ontology annotation, molecular function: insulin-like growth factor I binding; insulin-like growth factor II binding. Gene Ontology annotation, biological process: regulation of insulin-like growth factor receptor signaling pathway. The record is from RefSeq and is a predicted model, not a curated record. NCBI's taxonomy places the organism in Eukaryota, Metazoa, Chordata, Actinopteri, Salmoniformes, Salmonidae. Gene Ontology annotation, cellular component: extracellular region.
UCAUAACGCCGAUGCCUCAAACGUUUUUACGAGGACCCUGGUAUAAAUAUGGCUGGAGUAGUUAUUCAUUUUUCCAAAAUGAAAGGAUAGAAACUAAGGAACAGAAACGAAUCAGAAACGAAUCCUGGUUAUGUGUCCUUUACCUAACCUUUGAUAACUACUUUUAUUCCUUGUUCUAUAUUUAGUCUACCAGACUCUCCGUUUACAAUGAGUGGAUUAUUUCUGAAAAAUGUAUUGGUGGCAGCAGCGGUAUGUUGCUCGGUGCUGGUCACGGUGGCACUGGGGUCUCUGUUGGGGUCCCCGGUGUUAGCGCAAGAGCCGAUCCGAUGCGCCCCGUGCGCGCCGGAGAAGCUGAGCGAGUGUCCAGUGGUGGCGCACGGCUGUGUGGAGGUUCUGAGUGAGCCGGGUUGCGGAUGCUGUCUUGUCUGCGCCCUGAUGACGGGGGAACUGUGCGGAAUCUACACGGCGCCAUGCGGGUAUGGACUGAGGUGCACCCCCAUACCCGGCGACCUCCAGCCGCUGCAGUCCCUUAUUCGCAGCCAGGCGGUGUGCAUGGCGAGCCCUAUUCCCCAAAACCCAGAUCGAGGAGAGGUGAACGCUACCGAGGUCUCAGGCCCCUGCCUCACGCGCUACCCUCCUGGCCACAACAAGUCCUUCGAUCCCCCGUCUACCGCGGACGCGCAGGAGAGCAUGAAAGCCAAAGUCAGCGCAAUCAGGAAGAAACUGGSGAAGCAGGCUCCCUGUCAAAUGGAGUUGCAGAGAGCUCUGGAGAAGAUCGCUAAGUCACAGCAGAAGCUAGGAGACAAACUGGCCAAGUUCUACCUGCCAAACUGUGACAAACACGGGCUCUACAAAGCCAAACAGUGUGAGUCGUCUCUUGAUGGACAGAGAGGCAGGUGUUGGUGUGUGUCCCUCUGGAAUGAGAAAGAAGAUUCCAGGAUCCACUGAUCUGUCUGGAGAUGCAGACUGUUCUUAAGAGAUCAACCACUGAUGCAGAACACACACACACUAACACGCACGCACGCACGCACACACACACCACA